CAAGGAGAAGUGCGCAUGAAAAAAAUUGGCAUCGCAUUUGCGACUCUUUCGGCAUAUUUUGACUCUGCAAUUGCACAUCCAUAUUAGAAAGCCGUAUCCAACUACAAACAAAUAGAUUUUUUUUCCUUCUUCUUUUCAGGUCUCUUUUACUUUAUCUAAACAAACCAUCAUGGCCUCAGCUUUUUCAUCCCAAUAUCUCAAAUUCCUACCCAGAAGGCUACCGCAAAAUGCCACCUUCUCACGGAGUUUCAUAUCAUCGCCGGCGCCAAACACUUUUACCUGGAGCCAAGCGACACAGCGCACCUCAGCAUUAGUGUCAAGGACGUCGCGCCAACAGCACCGCUCCUUCGUUAUCCCCCGACCGAGCAAGCCCUCCCAACCACAACAAUCAUCAUCGCAAACACCUUCCACCGCCACCACCACCGUCUCGGCUUCUGAUGCGAAAACCUCCUCAGCCGGAGCAGCGCCCGAACCCUUAGAGAAGCUGCGCGUCGAGACGCAGCCGCACUACAGUCUUCAUUUCACGUGCGUGCCGUGCGGACACCGCUCGGCGCACAAGAUAUCCAAGCAGGGCUAUCACCACGGCUCGGUCCUCAUCACCUGCAGCGAGUGCAAGAACCGCCACGUCAUCAGCGACCACCUCGGCAUCUUUGGCGACCGCAAGGUCACGGUCGAGGACCUGGCGCGCGAGCGCGGCCGCUCGUUCAAGAAGGGCGUGCUGGGCGAAAACGGCGACAUCGAGUACUGGGACGACGACGCCGUCCCUGGGGAGCCCACCCCGUUGGUGGAUGGGCAGAAAUAGAGCCGAGGGUUAUGAUUGGAUGAAGAGCUUUUGCUCUCUUGACCUCGGUGGGUAUUAAUGAUCAUGAAUUGUAACAUACUGUAUUAUAUCAGGUGUAUCUAAGAAUAAUAUACAUAGAAACUGGCCAUGAAAGGACCAGACCAAUGGGUGGAACACUGGAACAAGAGCAUGAUACUUUGGCGGUGCAUAACAGCAGCAGAAUCACAUUGAAUUACGCGAAAUGGUGUCUCGUCCGAGUCUGAUAUACUUUCAUGUCUAAUGAAUCAUUACGAACCGGC
Molecule: messenger RNA, 1080 nt
Organism: Pyricularia oryzae 70-15
Lineage: Eukaryota; Fungi; Ascomycota; Sordariomycetes; Magnaporthales; Pyriculariaceae
Product: DNL zinc finger domain-containing protein
Exons: 1
Coding region: 170-802 (210 amino acids)
Biological process (GO): protein stabilization; protein import into mitochondrial matrix; protein folding
Cellular component (GO): mitochondrion
Molecular function (GO): zinc ion binding; protein-folding chaperone binding
Source: RefSeq, a predicted model, not a curated record